Molecule: messenger RNA, 2373 nt
Organism: Thermothelomyces thermophilus ATCC 42464
Lineage: Eukaryota; Fungi; Ascomycota; Sordariomycetes; Sordariales; Chaetomiaceae
Exons: 5
Coding region: 1-2373 (790 amino acids)
Source: RefSeq, a predicted model, not a curated record
AUGGCGGGAGCUCGCUCGGACAUCGGCAGCCCUUCCAGCAGCGAUGACGAGAGCGUCGCCGGCUCUGGCGGGGGCGCCCCUCUUUACGCGUGGUCUCCCGAGAGAUGCGCCUUGUUGAGCCAGAAGAAUCCCGCGCUGGGGUUUCAUGUCAACUCCGCCGGCACACGGUCCGACGAGGCUACCGACGAGAGCCUCUCUGCCGCGGCCGGAUCUGCUUUCGGUUCGGAGAAGGAGGAGCCCGAAACCCCGUCGGACCACGCGGUCCAGAUCUCGGAGCCCGUCAAGCCGCGGCGCUCGUUCUCCAGGUCGGCGCUGCGGCCCACCACAGACAACCUCGCAGGCUCGUCUGCCACCUCGGCUGCUGCUAUUCCUCCUUCCUUGAGUCUGUCGGCUUACCCGGGCCCUGGGGACGCCUCUGCUCAACGUCUACCCACCCUCUCCCUCUACGCUCCCGCGUCGAGUUCUGCCUCCGGGACCCUAGACCGCUCUUCCAUUCCCGGCUCGACUACCCAUUCCUUCAUCAGCGCCAUGCAAGCUAUGACUCUUCAUGCGGCAGAGGACAACCUCCACCCGUCGCAGAAGGCUCAUCGCGAGCAAACCUGCAAGCUCCAGGCGCGCGUCUGGGGUCUUCGCCAGGGCAUGUAUCGGCAGAACUCGAUCCCGCACGAUUUUCUCCUGUCGUUCGACUACGACGUGCAAGAGCUCAUGAACAACACCGUCAAGAUGAACCAGGCGGUCGACCAGCUGGCCGCCGAGCUCAAGAAGGAUCCCGACGAGUGUGAACGCAUCCCCGGCCUCGAAGCUACUAUUCGUGGUCUCGAAAGCGACCUCAAGGACUGGAAGGACCGCGCUCUGAACGCCGAGAAAACCCUGGCAGGCAUCGCUGGGCGGGCCGACGAAGACAUGAAGACCAUUCAGUUUCUCAAGGAGCAACUCCGCCAAAACGAGAUGGCCCGGACCAUCCUCCAAGAGCAGGUGAACGGCAAGCGGAACCUGUGGUUGAACGUCCACAGCAACCCCGAGGAGCGAGCCGCCAUCCUGGAUACUCUUGCCCGCUCUUCCACCCCCCUCAGCGGUCAGACAUUUGCCAUGACCACCGACCACCCUUACGCACCGAGCCUCAAAGGUCCCGCCAGUCUCCGCUCGAGCAGCACGCAUGUCACCCACGUUACUCAUUCCGGCAGCAUCGACCGCUCGGGCACGGCCAGUCCCGGCGCUGCCAACCCUGCCGCCUUUCACCACAGCGCCACUGGACAGCUCGCCGGACCUCUGGUCCGCGGACGCCCUCCCUUUCAUCAGGCCUUGCCGCACUCACACUCGGUGCCUGCUGUCUAUCACGCCCAACCAAACCAAAACCACCAGCGCUGCCUGUCGAACACCACGGCCGCUAGCGGGCGCUCCGCGGCCGGCUACGCUCUGCGGCCUCCCUCGGGGCCUAGACGGAACACGAGGGUAGGCCCCGUCGUCACGGAGACGGGCAGCCCCAAGGAGCGGAAGCGCAGCACUCCGCACUCCCUCGUGCGGGCGGUCGGCCUCGAAGACUCGAAUUGUCUCGAGUGGGCCGACGAGUUCCAGUCGCUCUUCGCCCUCGUCUACGGCUUCUGCGCUUCCUACUUUCACGAGCUGCCCACCCUGGACGACGACUGGAAGAGGCAGCUCCAGUCCGAGGCCAACGGCCAGCUCUGGGACUACAUCUGCAAGAUCUGCCGCACCCACCAGGAGCAAGAGCCCGGCGACCAUGCCAUGCGCCUCCUCAAGGACCGCGACUCCCGCCCUUACCUGAUGCAGCGCCUGAUCCUGCAGCACAUUCUGAUCUUCAUCUGCAGCUACGAGGGCUGGAAGGACUACUCCGAGGAUGCCGAUGACGAGAUGGAGAAGCUCGAGGAGGAGCUCAAGAAGAUGGAUUCCUCCAAGACCUACGACCGCCAGGUGAUCAUCGACCGCCGGGCCCAGCUCGUGGCCGACAUGGCCGAGGGCCCCAACGCGGCGGCCUUCAAGAACUACAAGCUGACGCAGCACCACCAGUACCUCAAGACCAUGGUCGCGCCCUUCCUGGCCCGGCGCAAGGUGCCCAACGUGACCAACGAGGCCUUCUACGACCUCUUCACCAUCACCACCGCCGCCUGGGACCUCUCGGCCAAGCUGCUCCGCUCGCGCCUGACCUUCCAGUACUCCUGGGGCGACGCCGGCGCCCGCUUCUCGGCCGAGACCCACGAGCCCCUCGACUGCACCGUCGACCGUCUCACCCUCCAGUACGAGCACUGCCGCCUCCGCUUCUGCGCCACCCCGGCCGUCACCAUGCGCAACGACCAGGGCAUGACCAUCGACACCAAGAACAUCCUCAAGGCCGGCGUCCUGGUCAUGGGUUUCUGA